Molecule: messenger RNA, 279 nt
Organism: Strongylus vulgaris
Lineage: Eukaryota; Metazoa; Nematoda; Chromadorea; Rhabditida; Strongylidae
Source: the annotation of a GenBank genome assembly
AUGUUACGACGGCGUUCCUUGCGGUCUUUCACGAUCGUUCUUGCCGUUGCUUCACUUAACCUUCUUGCUGUUUGCGGUUUCAAUUUGGACGUUUACGCUCCAAUUUACAAGUAUGGUCAGGAGAAUACCUACUUUGGUUACACAGUGGCAGAGCACUUCAAGGUCGAUGAACCUGUAAUGCAUGAAGUUGUUACUUCACAAGCGGUUGGUAUUGAUGUUAUACGAUUAGUCUGCUUUCCUACGUAUUCUCACUCAUCGUUUUAUGAACCUAUCCGUUGA